GUCGCCUGAUAAGACUGUUAAGAGCUGCUCGUGUUUGCAAAUAAGCCUGUGUUUUUCCAGAAAUCUUUCAUGUUUGUUUCCAGAACAAAGUAUAAAAUCAACUUUUCUGUUUUUUAGUUAUGCAUUAUCGUAAUUUCCUCGUUCUUGCGCUGCUGAUUUAUACAGGAGAAUCCUCUGCGCCUGGUUCCCCAGAGCCGGUCCUGGCCUUUGUGAAUGGGGACGUCAUUCUGCCCUGCAGUUUCAGGUUUAAUCCCAGCAAUGACUUUCCAACGGUGGAGUGGUCCAAGAAAGGCCUGCAGCCAAACGUUAUCUUCUUGUACCGGGAUGGCUGUGAGACGUAUGAGAUGAAGAACCCGGCCUUCGAGUACAGGACGAGCCUCAUCAUGAAAGAGCUGAAAAAUGGAAACAUCUCGUUAAGGAUCUCCAACGUGCAGCUGUCUGAUGCAGGGACAUACCGCUGCAUGAGGCUCUGGCAGAACGCCCCCCGGGAGACUACGACUGUGGAGCUUACAGUGGGUUCAGUUUCUGAACCAAAACUUUCAGUGAUUUCAGCCGAGAAUGGAGGAGUGACUCUUCAGUGUGAGGCGGACUGCUGGCUGCCGGAGCCUGAGCUCACGUUUGUGGAUGAUCAGGGAAACAACAUCCCUGCUGAUGCCCCAAAAAGAGAUCAAGAUGCCAGAGGGUGUUACACUGUGACACAAAGAGUGACUCUCCAGCAUCCUACCAACAGGGUCGCCUGCAGAGUUCACCAGCUGCAGAUCAACCAGACCAGGGACACUCAGAUUCUCAUACCAGUUUACUACAGAACUUCCUGCUCUCUACCCAUUGGCAUCGCUGUUGGAGUAACCAUUUUACUUGGCUUAUGUGGGUUAGGCCUAUAUGUGUGUCUACGGAAGAGAUAUGGCAACGGUGCGGAAGGAAAAACCCAGUCUGUGACGAGGCAGUCGUCAGGUCACAGUACAGUCACUGGUACCUCUGGAACUGAACCACUUCUGUGUGUGUGUGUUGACAACGUGGCAAUCAGCAACACUGAGAUGCUGUCAAGAGAGCUGGAUGACAUCAGGUCGAAGCUUCAUGAGAGAGAGGAGACCAUCUGCCAACUACAGAGCGAAGUAAAAUCUCACCGAAGUCCUGUUGUUUGCCAGCUUGACCAGCCAACGUUUGUCUGCAGUCCUGCAGCCUCGGCCGACAGCAAACCUCCAGAAUCUGACAGCUUACCCCAGAAUCAGGGUCCAACGCCGAGCAUCUCACAACCAAACAGUAAUCCAGGCCCAAUCUCUGGAAAGCGUCGCAACAACAGCUGCCCCGCUGUUUUGGACUUUGGUUUUCCAGUGUUCUCUGGUUCUUCUUCAUCAUCUUCAGCCAACACUUCAAAGAAAAGGCUUCGUUCCGUAAGUGAGUCCAGUGCUCAGCCUUGUCCAGACGUUCCCAAGCGCAGACAUUCCUUAACGCUCACAUCAACCCUGAACAAUAACCGCUUCUUCCCACUGGAGAAUUUAACAGAGGAUUCAGAGCUGUUAGUGUCGUGAGGAAAGAGCACAAAGCUAUACACAAUACUUUCCGCCCAGCUAGAUACCACUAGAAAGCGGGGUCUGUUUAUCUUUCUGUGUGAAUUGAUCUGUUGAAACCCUUUCUAAUAUUGCUUGUAAAACAUCGUUUUUUAUAAGAAAAAAAGCUCUCACUGAUCCCUGUUGCUGUUGGAACACCAGAUCAGUUGUGAGGUUCAACUAAUUGCUCAAAACAAGGGCAGGUACAUUUCAUAAUUUUUAUUUUAGACUUGUUUUUUAUUAUUAGUGAGGUUUAGAGGCAUACCUUCCAACAUUCCCGUUUUUCCUGGCUGUCACCCAUUUUGUUGUUUCUCCUGGGAAACUCUAGUAAUUUGCCCUCAAACUUUAUUAUGAAGAAUCAUUAUACAAGAAUCCAAGUUUUGGAUGUUUGUCUGACACCCAAGUCGCCAGAUCAACUAUGCAACUCAAUUUAAACACACACUCCACACACUAUAUGCAAUUUCAAACCAUCUGUCACUGCAACGUGUCAACCCACAAUCCAAGGGCCUCUCUGUGCAGGCAGAUGUGCCAGCCAAUGUUACAUUUACACAAGCUCUUUAACAUACAGCCAAUCCGGUUCCUACAAAUAGAUGCUAACAGAGUCGACAAAGGUGUGUUAAAUUCUCAGCCAAAUUCAUAGUGUAAUAUGUGUAGUAUGUGUAUAUUAUCCGUGCUGAAGGUCGCUCUUUUAGGUACUGUCUGUGAAAACAAAUCUCCUCCAUCAAGGAAAUAAUGAUGGAAUCUGAAAUAUACCAACUAGUUAGUGCCAUGCUUUAUGUAAAAGAGCCCAGCCUGUGCAAGAAAAGGACUUUAAACCUGCAGGUUGUUACACAGCGUCUUUGUGGACCUUAUGACACUGCAGGUUGUCAACAUAAAUCGCUGGAGGUGGCGCACACAGGAAAAGAAGGGAAAAGUAUUUUUUGUCUUCCUGAAAACGCUCAGGGUUGUACCCCAUGCACAUAAACUUUAUUUAAAAAUGUCUUGCAGGUUGUAUUAAAUUAAGAUUCGAUUUCUUGGAUUGUAUGUGGGUGCUUUUUAUUUAAAAUUACUUUGUACUUUGUUUAUUGAAUCUUAAUUUAAUUCAAAUUAUUUUAUGUUGUGUACAUGAUGUAUAUAGGAAUAGAAAUUUUUAUAUAUUUUUUAAAGCUGUUCUUUUUAUUUCCACUACCCUGUGUCAAUAAAUAAAGCAGUUUAUUU
Molecule: messenger RNA, 2744 nt
Organism: Micropterus dolomieu (smallmouth bass)
Lineage: Eukaryota; Metazoa; Chordata; Actinopteri; Centrarchiformes; Centrarchidae
Product: butyrophilin subfamily 1 member A1-like
Exons: 6
Coding region: 120-1529 (469 amino acids)
Source: RefSeq, a predicted model, not a curated record